CUCUCUUUGACAGUAUGCCAUCCACACAGAAGUGGCCAGAGCAGGGAUGGGCAGUCUUACAACUCCUGCUAGUUGCAUCUUUCUCUCAGACUAAGGAGCUGGUGUGCAGGCAAAGAGGGGUUCCUGAGAGCCCCCAGUUUUAUAAGGAUGGGGACAUCAUGUUGGGGGGCAUAUUUUCUUUCCACAGCAGCUGGAAAGACAGACAGGAUACCUACCAUCAAAUGCCACUGCCACUGCAAUGCACCAGGUGCCUUUGUCAGUUUGCAGUGAGAAGUGUCCUCCAGGAACUCGCAAGGUCCUCCAGAAAGGAAAGCCAGUCUGCUGCUAUGACUGUUUAAGAUGUGCAGAGGGAGAAAUAAGCAACAUUACAGAUUCUAUCACCUGUUUCCGAUGCAACCCUGAAUAUUGGUCAAAUGAGAGAAGAGAUGCCUGUGUGAAGAAGAAUGCAGAGUUUCUAUCAUACAAGGAGAUUAUGGGAGCACUGCUCACUGCAGCAUCGCUAUUUGGAACAUGCAUCACUAAUGUUGUGGCACUCAUUUUCUUCUUAUAUAGAAAAACUCCUAUUGUCAGGGCCAACAACUCUGAGCUGAGCUUCCUGCUGCUCUUCUCCUUGACUCUGUGUUUCCUGUGUUCUCUGACCUUCAUAGGCCGGCCCACUGAGUGGUCCUGCAUGCUGCGACACAUAGCAUUCGGCAUCACCUUUGUCCUCUGUAUCUCUUGUGUUCUGGGGAAAACUAUAAUGGUGUUAAUGGCCUUCAGGGCCACACUUCCCAGUAGCAAUGUGAUGAAAUGGUUUGGACCUGCACAGCAGAGACUCAGUGUUCUGUGUUUCACUCUCAUACAGGUUAUCAUAUGUAUCCUAUGGUUAACAAUUUCUCCUCCUUUUCCAUUUAAGAAUUUUAAGCAAUUCAAGGACAAAAUCAUCUUAGAGUGUGCUUUGGGUUCAGCUGUAGGCUUCUGGGCUGUACUUGGAUACAUUGGACUUCUGGCCAUGUUUUGUUUUAUUCUUGCUUUUCUGGGCCGGAAACUACCCGAUAAUUUUAAUGAAGCUAAAUUCAUCACCUUUAGCAUGCUGAUAUUUUGUGCAGUGUGGAUCACUUUUAUCCCAGCUUAUAUCAGCUCUCCUGGGAAGUCCAGUGUUGCUGUAGAAAUAUUUGCUAUUCUGGCCUCUAGUUUUGGACUGCUGUUUUGUAUUUUUAUUCCAAAAUGUUAUAUUAUCCUCUUGAAACCUGAGAAGAAUACAAAAAAGAAUAUGAUGGGAAAGGGAGGAGAAAAAUAAUUCUGAAAACUGAAAACUAUUUAAUGCGUAUUUGAGACUGGAACACAUGUAUAUCAUUGUAUCUAUCUUUCACCAGUCUAACCUAUCCCUGUUGCUCUGUUUUGGUUUUACCUACUGCAACUGUACUGUUUUUCUUAAUUUGAACAGUCCAUCCAUCCAUUUUAUUACACUUAUCCAGGACUGGGUUGUGGUGGCAGCAGGCAAAGCAAGGUUGUCCCUUCUCUCAAAAAACCUUUCAACAUCACUUAAAGCACGACUGCAGCUUUUUCACUGCUUCUCCCUUCAGGCAACUGCUCUGCUAUGGUUUGAUUAGUUUCUUUUGUCAAACCCUCACAUAUACUUCAAGUUUCAUUAACGUCCACACCUCAUAUUCUAAGCAUUUUUAAUUUAGUUUAAUUUGGUUCAACUGUUGACAUUUGGUUUGUUUUGUGCAAUAAAAUGUAUCUUUUUAAAUUUG
This is a messenger RNA of Pseudoliparis swirei, 1736 nucleotides long. RefSeq names its product extracellular calcium-sensing receptor-like. NCBI's taxonomy places the organism in Eukaryota, Metazoa, Chordata, Actinopteri, Perciformes, Liparidae. Gene Ontology annotation, cellular component: membrane. The record is from RefSeq and is a predicted model, not a curated record. Bases 239 to 1279 code for a protein of 346 amino acids. Gene Ontology annotation, biological process: G protein-coupled receptor signaling pathway. The transcript is spliced from 3 exons. Gene Ontology annotation, molecular function: G protein-coupled receptor activity.